UUCCGGCUGGGGCUCUAUUAAAUCCGGUGUUUCAACUCCUUCUAAUAUUUUACGUGCCGCUGAAUUGCCUAUACUGUCCGAUGAUGUUUGUAAGCAGCCUCAUGUUUAUGGCGCCAGCUUGACUGAAGGCAUGUUCUGUGCCGGUUAUAUGGACGAGAGCGUGGAUGCUUGUGAUGGCGAUUCUGGUGGGCCGCUGAUUUGUCAUGACGAGGAUGGUGAAACACUGUAUGGCAUAAUUUCAUGGGGACAACACUGCGGCUACGCAAAUAAACCGGGCGUAUAUGUGCGCGUCGAAAAAUAUGUGGAUUGGAUAAUGGACAAAAUUAAUUUUUCCAUACAAAAUGCUACAUAAUUAAGAAUGAACGUUUAACUCGAAAUGGAAAUUUAAUAUUUUUAUAAACAAUUUUUUAAUGUACAUAGAUACAUAGUGGUGUAAGUAGUACUAGAAUUUGUAUCAGACGUAGAUAAAAUAAAGGGAAAUCUAACAAA
This is a messenger RNA of Rhagoletis zephyria (snowberry fruit fly), 489 nucleotides long. RefSeq names its product transmembrane protease serine 11F-like. The record is from RefSeq and is a predicted model, not a curated record. Gene Ontology annotation, molecular function: serine-type endopeptidase activity. Lineage: Eukaryota; Metazoa; Arthropoda; Insecta; Diptera; Tephritidae. Gene Ontology annotation, biological process: blood coagulation; zymogen activation.